This is a messenger RNA of Rhinocladiella mackenziei CBS 650.93, 2295 nucleotides long. RefSeq lists its product as uncharacterized. The record is from RefSeq and is a predicted model, not a curated record. Lineage: Eukaryota; Fungi; Ascomycota; Eurotiomycetes; Chaetothyriales; Herpotrichiellaceae. Gene Ontology annotation, molecular function: catalytic activity. The coding region runs from base 1 to 2295 and encodes 764 amino acids. The transcript has 11 exons.
AUGGCUGCAAAUAUUCCUGGCAAAGGAUCGAGGCCUAUCUUGGUCGGUAACGUGUCCGGGUCCACCGGUGACCGACUAGACGCUUUGAAGUUGAUGCUGAAGGGCGAUACGAUAGUUGAUGCCAUCAUUGGAGACUGGUUGUCAGAGUUCAAUUUGGCUUCGAGGGCACUUCAGGCUCGUGCGGGUAGAAAAGGCGGCUAUGAGCCUGGAUUUCUGUACUCACUUCGCGAGGCCCUCGAUGAGUACAUCGACUACAAGAAUCAACACCUUCGGAUCGCCGUGAACGCCGGCGGUCUGAAUCCACGGGGACUGGCUGAGGAGGUCCAAAAGCUUUUACUUUCUCGGGGCAGCAAGAAGAAAGUCGCCUACGUUGUUGGCGACAACUUGUUCUCACAGAUCGAUGGCCUCGAGAUACAGCCCCUCACUCGAGCGACGGGCGACUUCGAGAGCUGGAGGCGCAAGUAUCCGGAGAUCAUCUUGGCCAGCAGGAUGGGGCCGACAUCGUCAUCUGCGGGAGAUGUACUGACGCAAGCACGGCUAGCAGGUUCUCUAGUAGCUGGACAUUUGAUAGAAUGUGGUUGCUACGUGACCGGAGGCAACUUCGGAGGGUUUCAAACUCUCUUCCCAAACUACUAUGACCUGUCAUUUCCAAUCGCGGCCAUUGCAGUAGAUGGUACAAGCAUCAUUCAAAAACAGCCCAAUCAGAAUGGAAUCGUGACGAUCGACACCGUACGAGGUCAGUUCCUCUAUGAACUGCGGGGGAUCUUCUACUUCAACCCCGAUGUGGUCGCUGAUUUCUCCCGUAUAUGCUUUGAGCAAGUUGGCCCAGAUCGAGUCUAUGUCUCUGGGUUUAAGGGCAUGCUGGCUCCUGAGACUCUCAAGAUUGCAAUUAUGGCGCUAGGGGGUUAUCAAGCUGAGUUUUCUGUUUAUGUUACUGGGCUUGAUACGAAGGAGAAGGCUCGGAGCUUCGAGAUCAUGUCUCGGAGAAUGCUCAAAAGGAACCAAUAUGAGGUCCUAGAUUUCCAGCUUUAUGGAACCCCAAAGGAAGAUCCGCAGAGCCAGCUGGAAUCAACUUUGCAGCUUCGCGUCUUUGCCCAAGCAAAAGAUCCCAAGGUCCUGUCGGCCGGGCGCUUCCUGGGCCCCUUAAUGAGUAACCAGCUCUCAGGUUUCCCAGGCCUCACUCCCAACCUGGACUUCCGGACCGCUGAGCCAAAAUCGAUCUGUACCUACUUUCCAGGACUGAUCAAUCAAAAACAUGUCCAGCAGAGGGUCUACUUCUUCUCAGCCGAAGAUGACGAAAAAUGCGUCUCUGUCCCGUUGCACCAAGCUUAUACACCAGUCCACCAGCUGCCAAAUCAAUUGGACUAUCAACCAGCGCAACCCGUGCCAAUGUCCUCCUUCGGUCCAAACGUGAAGGCUCCGCUGGGGCUAGCAGUCUUUGCUCGUAGUGGGGACAAGGGCGCGAAUGUUAACAUAGGACUGUUCACUCCCCGCGGUCUCUACGAGUCUGAGAAGUAUGAUUGGCUCAGAAGUCUACUCACUACUGAAAAAUUUCGGCAGCUCCUUGCGAGAGAAAUAACGCCGGAAACGGACAUCGAGCGAUGCGAGUUUCCUCGGAUCCAAGCUAUUCACUUUGUCAUUCACGGCAUUCUGGGUGCAGGCGUCAGCAGUUCAGUCAAGAUGGAUGCGCUAGGCCACCACUUUCGUCUUGCCAUUUCGUUGGAUUUCUGUGUGCGGACUGGGGGUGUUAGUGUCUUAAGCCUUGACCGGGCAACAGUCAAUGACGUACCAGUUAGAACAUCCGAUCUCCUGACACGCAAGAAGAGCUCGAUUCAGGUCAACCUGAAGAACGAAGGUGGCAUCAGGCUGGUCAAGGAUCUUGCCAAAGAGGUUGAUACACUGAUCGACCCGUUUCGACCCGGCGUCCUGGAAAAGCAGGGAUUGGGACCAUGGACGUUGACGGCCUUGAACCCUGGACUCAUUCUUGCUCACCUGCUGGGAAACUUUGCGGGCGGUGGCUUUGUCUGCUUUGUGGAGAUCGUCCUCGCACUGCUGGCCAAGUUGUGGAAGUCAAUAUGGUGGACGGAAGGGUGUUUCACCGCUACGUCCCCUAAGUUAGCCACCAAGAAUCGAUAUGUUCCAGCGCGAGCGCAAAUAAUUCGACUUUAUCAAGCUAACAUGUCCCCUAACAAUGACUACACAGGGGCGUGCUGGAGCCGCAGCCAAGAAAUGGCAAAGCAACCUGGCCCUUCGUACGGGCCUGCUUUACGCGAAUAUCAAGUCAAAGACCCGUAA